Peromyscus eremicus (cactus mouse) is the source of this 3607-nucleotide messenger RNA. It is a transcript of the gene Ccr2, whose product is annotated as C-C motif chemokine receptor 2. Lineage: Eukaryota; Metazoa; Chordata; Mammalia; Rodentia; Cricetidae. Gene Ontology annotation, biological process: blood vessel remodeling; G protein-coupled receptor signaling pathway; immune response. Bases 210 to 1331 code for a protein of 373 amino acids. The record is from RefSeq and is a predicted model, not a curated record. Gene Ontology annotation, cellular component: membrane; cytoplasm. The transcript has 2 exons. Gene Ontology annotation, molecular function: C-C chemokine receptor activity; chemokine (C-C motif) ligand 5 binding.
UGGCUGGAAAAGAAGAACUGUAAAUCUUUGAUUUUUUUCUUCAACUCUUUACCAUCACUUGUCGUUCUAUCUCCGCCUUCUCUUUCUGCAGGAAACUUUAUUUCCUACUUCUGCACAACAAGUUUCUACCUCCAGAUCUGAGGUUUUUGUUGCUGAGAAGUCUGAGAUACCAGUGCUACCAAGAAGAAGCCAUCCCUGAAGCAAGGGAAAUGGAAGACAGUGAUAUGUUACCUCAGAUCAUCCAUGGCAUACUGUCAACAUCUCAUUCUCUGUUUACAAGAAGUAUCCAAGAGCUUGAUGAAGAUGCCACCACACCUUAUGACUAUGAUAAUGGUGAACCUUGUCAUAAAUACAAUGUGAAGCAAAUUGGCGCCUGGAUCCUGCCCCCACUCUACUCUCUGGUAUUCAUCUUUGGUUUUGUGGGUAACAUGUUGGUUAUUCUCAUCCUGAUAAGCUGCAAAAAGCUGAAGAGCAUGACUGACAUCUACUUGUUCAACCUGGCCAUCUCUGACCUGCUCUUCCUGUUUACUCUCCCAGUCUGGGCUCACUAUGCUGCAAAUGAGUGGGUCUUUGGAGAUAUAAUGUGUAAAUUAUUCACAGGGCUCUAUCACAUUGGCUAUUUUGGUGGAAUCUUCUUCAUUAUCCUCCUGACGAUUGAUAGGUACUUGGCUAUUGUCCAUGCUGUGUUUGCUCUAAAAGCCAGGACAGUCACCUUUGGGGUGAUGACAAGUGGAGUCACUUGGGUGGUGGCAGUGUUUGCCUCUCUCCCAGGAAUUAUAUUUACUAAAUUCAAAGAAGAAUAUUAUCAUCACACCUGUGGUCCUUAUUUUCCAUUAAUAUGGAAGAAUUUCCAUGCAAUAAUGAGGAAUAUCUUGAGCCUUGUUUUGCCCCUGCUUGUCAUGGUCAUCUGCUACUCAGGAAUCCUCCACACCCUGUUUCGCUGUAGGAAUGAGAAGAAGAGACACAGGGCUGUGAGGCUUAUCUUUGCCAUCAUGAUUGUCUACUUUAUCUUCUGGACUCCCUACAACAUUGUUCUCUUCCUGAACACCUUCCAGGAAUUCUUAGGACUGAGUAACUGUGUGGUUGCCAAUCACUUAGACCAGGCCAUGCAGGUGACAGAGACUCUUGGAAUGACACACUGCUGCAUCAACCCUGUCAUUUAUGCCUUUGUUGGGGAGAAGUUCCGAAGGUAUCUCUCUAUAUUCUUCAGAAAGCACAUUGCUAAACGUCUCUGCAAACAGUGCCCAGUUUUCUACAGAGAGACAGCGGAUCGAGUGAGCUCAACAUUCACCCCUUCCACUGGAGAGCAAGAAGUCUCAGUUGGGUUGUAAAGCAAGUGGCAGUUUGUAUUUUUUGGCAGGUACCAGGAGCAGUUUGUAUAUGGUAACAAGCUUCAAAGACAAUGAAUCUCACCUUUGGGUUUCGACCCCUUGGGGGCUGAAUGACACUUUCACAGGGAUUGCCUAAGACCAUCAGAAAACACAGAUAUUUACAUUACAAUUCAUAACAGUAGCAAAAUUACAGUUAUGAAGUAGCAACAAAAAUAUUUUUGUAGUUGGGAGUCACCAUGACAUGAGGGACUGUGUUAAAGGGUCAUAGCAUUAGGAAGGUUGAGAACCACUACUCGAAGAUAUAUUGAAGAAUAGAGACCUUUAAGUCAGGUAUCCAGGAACCUUAGGAUUAUGCCAAGACAGAACUACACCACUUCUUGUAUAUAUAAUACAUGUUCAGGCAACAUUCUAGAAUAAAUGUUGGUAGAAUCUUCAGCUUUGCAGUGAACUCAUCUCUGCCUCUAGGAAGAGCCUCAUUGCCUUGUGUUAAUAAUAUUUUGCCAAUCUUCACUAUGUUUCCCCUUAUUUCUAACAAGAUAGGCAUGGAAUGAACAGGAAGGAGGUUGUAAUGGCGUCAGGACUGAGUGAGAAGAAAGAAGAGAUAAACAUUGUUGAUCCUGGAUGAAGAUAAGAUGAGCAGGGGUCUUUUUCACUUGGAAAGAAAUGUCCUGGUCUUUAGCUCCAUCUCCCAUCUGUAUUUAAUUAUGAAGGCUUUAUCAAGUUGUGGAAAAUCUGGAAACUGUAAUAACUAGUUGGGAACUUUAUUUGAGCCCCGUAAUCCUUUCAUACAUAACUGCAUAGCACAUUUUUGCUUUGUUAUUUUUAUCUAUGGCAACAUGGAAAAUCUUCAAUAUCACACUCUAUUGCUUACAUGUUUUUCAAACCACGUCUCCUCACAUGGUAUUUAUAAAAUUAUUAUUUAUAAAAUAUGCAUCAUUAGUGGUUAGCCUAAAAAUAAUAAAGGCUCUUUUUUUAUCUUUCCAGAAAGAGCAAAGACUUGAGGUAGUGAGUGACCAAGAAUGAGGAGAAAAGCCAAUCCCUCCAUCAGGCAUAGAGAGCUGAAGCAAAAAGGCAGGGGAUAUGUGGAACAAUAUCACAAUAGCAGGGACGUGUGUUUAGAACCACAUAGAAUCAGAGGCAAAAUGGAUGCCUCAGCACUGAGGAAAGGUUGCUAUCUGGGUGUGAAUUGGUUUUAUUUCAUUGCUGCUAUUUCCUGCUGCUCUGCUACUUUUGCACCUGCCUCUUUCCCAUUGGCCUUUAUUUCUUAACUGCCAUACUUCAAACAUCAGUGGGCCGGAGGGAAGUAUGUAUGAAACAGCCAAAUAUGAACCCCUAGAUAGUCCCAGAAGAGAAAAUGCACUGGGUAUGUUUUUGUGGGCAAAGAAAGGGAUGGAUGCAGCAGGGACAGAAGCCCUUGCUUUGGAAAUUAUACUCCUAACCUAAGAACAUAUCUUAAUUACCAGGCAGGAUAAGCCUGGAUAAAAAAGAUUGCCGAUGGAGUGGGAAGAAGUGUGUCACAAACUAUCUUUCAGUGCCUUAUUUUUGGAUACAAACAUAAUUCAAAGAUUUCAAAAAAUCAAAAAUAGAAAAAAUAAAAUCAAGACUGGAAACUUUAACUUUUAAAUGUGAUGAAAUACCUCUGUAAGAGGUUUUACCUUGCCAAACUUGAAUGUGUUACAUUAGUUAUAGAGAAAAUUCUGGCUUUAAGCAUCUGAACUGACAUAGACAACUCUGGAUUGACAGGGCCUUAGAUUUGUGAUCUGUGGACUUACCCAACUAUGAUGAUAAAGAGUCUAAGCCAUCUUGAGCCCAGCACAUGCUACACAGAUGCCAUGUCAGCAGUGUACUUGUUCUCUCAGCCUUGUUUUCCUCAAACUCCUUUUUAUCAUUCUUCCUAGAUGUGCCACUGGUGAUAGAUUGUCCUUUGGGUGAGUGGGGAUCCCUAAAUCAAGCCAGCUUCUAACCAAAGCUUUAACAAUUUAAUUUACAAAGAAGAGGACUUAGACAAAUUCCUUCUCAUAAGAAAAAUAUCUCUCCUGAAUUGAACCAAGAAUGUUCUUCCCUAUCCCAUAGUAUGUUUCUCAUCUGACGAAGCAACAAAGGAUCAGACAGCCUGGGAACUGGAAGUCUUUGUGGUUUGGCUUUGCUACCACAGGAUGAGAAAAAGUUUCUGGAAGAAGUGAGGGAUAAGAGUAUCAUCUUCAGAUAUCCUAAUAGUUUUAUUUUAAUGAUGAUGAGAUGUAAAUAUUUUUUUAAAAACCUAUAAUUUGAGAAAU